GCCUCAGGUUCUCCACUCCUCCCUCUCUUCUCUCUCUCUAACCAGGCCACCCUUACAGUACCAUCACAUCUCACAGUCUUGGCUCGCAAGAAACAGCAACAAAAUAUCUAGACAGAGAGAGAGAGGGAGAGAAAGCUAGGUGUGAUAGGCUGACAAUAGUGACACCAUUAAUUAGUAAGUCGCGGCUACAUAUUAGUCAGAGAGAGACCUUAUAUCUUAUCCUAUAUCUUUCUAUUUGGGGAUGGGAAUGGAAGAGGAGAGCAGCUGCGGUAAAAUAGGGUAUCAAAUCCAGGUGGCGCCCUUCGUAGCGAAGACGUACCAGAUGGUGAACGACCCCAGGACCGACGCCUUGAUCCAGUGGGGAAAAGGGAACAACAGCUUCCUCGUUCUCGACCCCGCCGACUUCUCCCAGCUCCUCCUCCCCUCUUACUUCAAGCACAGCAACUUCUCCAGCUUCGUCCGCCAGCUCAACACCUACGGUUUCAGGAAGGUGGAUCCGGAUCGAUGGGAGUUUGCUCAUGAAUUUUUCCUCCGAGGGCAGACACACCUAUUGCCUUGCAUCGUUCGUCGAAAGAAGAGGAACGACGGUAGUAGCAGCAGCAGCAGCGAUAGGAAGGAAGGCAUCCAAGGGGAGGAGGAAGAGGAGAGUUUAUUAAAAGAGCUUGCGAGGUUAAGACAAGAGCAAAGGGCACUAGAUGAAGAGUUACAACGGAUGAGCAAGAGACUUCAAACCACGGAAAAGCGGCCACAGCAGAUCAUGUCCUUCCUUGUUAAAGUGGCCGAGGACCCCGACUUCCUCCCUCGGCUUAUACUUUCCAAGAAGCAGCAGUUGGCACCGGAGAAGAAGCGGCGGCUUGUCGCACCCUCGACACCUCAUCCUUUCUCUCCUCCUCCUUCCCUCCUCUUGGCAAGCGAAGUCUCACCACCUUUAGACAUCGGCUCGGCAGCAGGACAAACGAACUUUUCCACUUUGGAGCAUCGACCUGCAGGGCCUUUAACAGUAGAAGCAGAGAGAACGUUACCAACUUCUUCCAGUACUUUGGUUGAUACUGGCCGUGAUGGUGGAGUUGGUGUUAACGAUACUGUUAUUUCGGGGAACCAAGUGCGCUUGCUAUCGGAGUUUGGAUUGGCCGAAACGAGCUCGAUGACCGAAAAAGCAGUACCAUUCCCGUUCUCUUUGCUCGGCCACGGAUUCUUCUAGCAUGCUUACUGUGUUCAGAUGGGAAUUUAAAUUGUAAUAAUUAUCUUAUAUUUUGUCUUCCUCCAGCCUCUCAGGAGGAAAGAUAUUGUUUAGCUUUCUAGAUAUUUGUUGCCAUCUCGUUGCAUUAAUUUGUUGUACCUUUCUAAUCUUUCUCAUAGCAAGUGUCAACAAACUAUUCGUCCGAACACGUGAUGGAGUUUUGGGAAGUGGGCUGCUCUUUUUUAUUAUCCUCUGCGUCAGUGCCUACUUUCCGUUCCGGCCGUUCGAUAUUUGCGGCUGGUGAUUAUAAAUACCACGGGUGAGCGUAAGUGAAGACUGACCGAGCUUUUCUGCUUCAGAAAUGGAAAGCUCACCGCCCGAGGAAAGGAAACCAAGAGAUAAGCGAGCACGGGAUUCCCUGACUUCUCUUUCAGUCGAAGUGAAAGGUGAAGGCGGUUGGGAAAGACGGCAUCAGCGGUCAACACUUGGCGAGCUAUAACUGGUGAACUGUUCAUGGGUCAUGUUUUUGGAUAAAAAGUGAUGUGCUCUAUGGCGGUGUUGUGUGGUGGAGUUGAGGGAUCUCCUUUGUUAUAGAAUAUUGCUGUUGCCUUUCCUUCCCUCUUUUUCUUAGCCAAGUACUUCAUAGCGAGGAGGGAUAAAGGAAAAAAUAACUAUAAUAAUAAAGCAAUGUGCUUGUUGACGACAAUAAAGUUAGAUGAUGAUGAAUAAAAAUAAAAGCGUAGUUUUUAAAGGAAAAAAUGACAAGCAUUAAGGGUCGCUCGGAAUCCAGCUAACGUGAUUGAUGGAAAAUAUAUUUGUUUUAAAUUGGAAAUGGGAGAUGCUGA
This is a messenger RNA of Elaeis guineensis (African oil palm), 2025 nucleotides long. RefSeq names its product heat stress transcription factor C-1b. Gene Ontology annotation, biological process: cellular response to heat; regulation of transcription by RNA polymerase II. Gene Ontology annotation, molecular function: DNA-binding transcription factor activity; RNA polymerase II cis-regulatory region sequence-specific DNA binding. The record is from RefSeq and is a predicted model, not a curated record. Gene Ontology annotation, cellular component: nucleus. NCBI's taxonomy places the organism in Eukaryota, Viridiplantae, Streptophyta, Magnoliopsida, Arecales, Arecaceae.